Medioppia subpectinata is the source of this 720-nucleotide messenger RNA. The record is from the annotation of a GenBank genome assembly. Lineage: Eukaryota; Metazoa; Arthropoda; Arachnida; Sarcoptiformes; Oppiidae.
GCAUGGAUGGCACCGGAAGUGAUCCGCAAUGAGCCCUGUUCUGAGAAAGUGGAUGCAUGGAUGGCACCGGAAGUGAUCCGCAAUGAGCCCUGUUCUGAGAAAGUGGAUAUUCUUAUCAUUUGUCAGAGUUUUGGUGUCGUCUUAUGGGAACUGAUGAACUGCGAGAUCCCUUAUCGAGACGUUGACUCGUCGGCCAUUAUAUGGGGUGUCGGCAACUCGAGUCUCACUCUACCCGUUGCCACCAAAUGCUUUCCCGAAGGCUUUCAGCUACUGAUGAAACAGUGUUGGAAUGCAAAGGCACGCAAUCGGCCCUCAUUUAAGAACAUUAUAAUGCAUAUCGAGAUCGCGGCCAACGAGUUGGUCAACAUUGAACCCGACGAGUACUUUAAGCUGCAGAUCGAUUGGCGCGAAGAGAUUCAAUACAAUGAGUUCAAUGAAAGUCAAUCGAUAACUCUUUUGCAUAUAUUGAGUUUUGGUGUUGUCUUAUGGGAACUGAUGAACUGCGAGAUCCCUUAUCGAGACGUUGACUCGUCGGCCAUCAUAUGGGGUGUCGGCAACUCGAGUCUCACUCUACCCGUUGCCACCAAAUGCUUUCCCGAAGGCUUUCAGCUACUGAUGAAACAGUGUUGGAACGCAAAGGCACGCAAUCGGCCCUCAUUUAAGAACAUUAUAAUGCAUAUCGAGAUCGCGGCCAACGAGUUGGUCAACAUUGAACCCGAC